UCAACAACUAUGGCGGGCGAGGAGCGGCGGGCGGAGCCGGUGUGGGAAGGAUGGGGGGUGUACGUCACGCCCAGGGCCCCCCUUCGAGAGGGAAGGCGCCGGCUGGCCCCCCAAAAUGGCGGCGGGAGUGACGCGCCUGCGUACGGAACUCCUCCGUCGCGCCAGGGCCGGCGGGAAGUGAGGUUCUCAGAGGAGCCGCCAAAAGUGUACGGCGACUUCGAGCCCCGGGUGAUCAAAGAAAGGUCCCCGGUGGGAAAACGAGCCCCGCCAGAAGAGUUCCGGCCCGAUUUUGCGAAAGAGGAAGUGAAAGAAAACGCCUACUACCUUCGGUCUAGGCAGCGAAGGCAGCCGAGACUUCAGGAAGCCGAGGAGAUGAAGACGCGCAGGACUACCCGCCUACAGCAGCAGCAGUCACAGCAGCCUCAGCUACAGCCGUCUCCGGUUACGACCAGGAGAGGGUUACGAGAUUCUCACUCCUCCGAAGAGGAUGAACCAUCUUCCCAAACUGUUUUAAACCAAACAGUUUCAAAAACUGUCAGGAGAACACAAGAGUCUCCAGUGGAGACUGAAGAUCUUAUCAACAGCCUAUGUAGGCCUCCUCUAAGAAGCUCAAGAUCUGAUUCGGCAUACAAAACAAAUGGAAAUAAUAAAAUGAGUGGAUUAGAAACCACCAGUGUCCAACAGAAGUUCAGUUUCUCUGAAGAAGGAGAAACUGAAGAAGAUGAUCAAGACAGCUCUGACAGUGAUUUCACUACUGUUAAGGUCAGGUCUGGGGAUUCUGUUGAGUCUGGAGAUCAAACCAACAGAUCAUCUAGUCAAUACACAGAAUCACUUUGGCAGUCAUCACAAAGUCAAGACUUCACAACUCAUGGUGAGCCAAGUUUAGUGCUGCGCUUGAGAUAUAAAAAAAACUCUCAGGAAUGGAUGGAACAAACCACAGGAAUACGGACUAGGAUGCAAAAGCCAUCACCAAGAAGGCCCUCUCCAGAUGUGACCCCCGGACUGUGGUCUUCCGAGCCUCUGAACUCAUCUUCACCAGGCAAGAGUUCAAUAUAUGGCAGUUUUUCAGAUGAUGACAGCAUUCAGACAUCAGAAGUUAGAAACCAGUCUCCUCCAUCAACCUCCAGCCAACAAGUGACUGGACAACCCAAAAAUGCAUCUUUUGUCAAGGCAAAGAGGUGGUGGUGGCUACUUUUUCUGAUAGUUGCUCUUGCCGUUGGGAGUGUUUUGUUCACUCAUACUCCUGAGGUAGAAACCACUGCAGUUCAAGAGUUCCAGAACCAGAUGAAACAACUUAUGGAUAAGUACCAAGGUCAAGAUGAGAAGCUGUGGAAAAGGAGCCUAACGCUCCUGGAAAAACAUCUCAAUAGCUCCCGUCCUCGGGCUCAGCCUGCCAUCUUGCUGCUCACUGCUGCCCGAGACGCUGAAGAAGCACUUAAGUGUCUGAGUGAACAAAUUGCUGAUGCCUAUUCUUCCUUCCGUAGUGUUCGUGCCAUCCGGAUUGAUGGGGCAGGCAAAGCUGCUCAAGACAGUGAUACUGUCAAACUAGAAGUAGAUCAGGAACUGAGCAAUGGGUUCAGAAAUGGCCAGAAUGCAGCUGUGGUACACCGCUUCGAGUCACUGCCCGCAGGCUCUACUUUGAUCUUCUAUAAAUAUUGUGACCAUGAAAAUGCAGCCUUCAAAGAUGUAGCCUUAGUCCUGACUGUCUUAUUGGAGGAAGAGACACUUGGAACCAGCCUAGGCCUAAAAGAAAUUGAAGAAAAAGUGAGGGAUUUCCUUAAAGUCAAGUUUACCAACUCUAACACACCCAACUCCUACAAUCAUAUGGACCCAGACAAAUUGAAUGGGCUCUGGAGCCGUAUUUCUCACUUAGUCCUACCUGUACAACCUGAGAAUGCCCUGAAAAGGGGCAUCUGCUUAUAAGGGGUGAGAGCAGGAAAAAGUCAUGUCUGAAGUUCUGAGAAUUUUUCAGACUUUCCAACCAGAGACAGGAUUCAGAGCUCUUCUUGAAAGAAUUGGUUUCUUUUUAAAGGAAGUUAAAUUCUUUCGUAAACAUGGAACAUCUAAAUCAUUUAUUCAACCUAAUUAUCUGUCAAGAGAAUCAUUUCUGUUUCCAUUGAGAGCUUUGUUAAGAGUAUCUUAAGAACAUAAAUUAUAUGGAGUCUCAUAGAGGAUCUAUUUUAAUUCUGGACUGAGUCAUUACUGCUAUGGGUGACCAAUGAGAGGGAUUAGGCUCCUUUCUUAUGAAUCUUCCCGAUUUUUUAACUUGGAUUUUUCACAGAAUUUAUUGAGUUUAUUAGUAAGGCAGCUCCCUAAAUGUAAACAUGGGUUUUCCCAUUAUGUUCCCUUUUACACUAUUUAGGUGUGAGUUCCUUAGUCAGGUUCUGCUUACAGGAACAGAAGUAAUGAAAGGUCAUCUGUGUGUGUUUGAAUUUUUUCUUUCCUUUGGAGGGUGGAGAGAAGGAGGCUAGGAAAGAGAAAUUGUGAAAUAGGGAGGGUAAAAGGAGAAAAAAAACUUCAAGAUGAAAUGUUAGAAUAACCCACUGAGAGAUAGAUUAGUCAAACAUAGGUAUAUGAACUCUGUUAACUCAAUGAAUUCUGUUGAGAUUUGUUUUUUAUAUUUCCUUUUUUUUUUUUUUCUCCAAGAAAUUCUUGGUCCUUCCAAGGAUUUUUAAAGCAUGUAUCUCACGAGGUUUAAUAUAUUUGCUCAUUUGACUCUUAAGGGUAGGUUAAUUCAGAGCAGUUUAUUUUGGAAAUAUCCCGAAGCUUUUGUUUGAAUUAAGAAAUAUAGUUUCAGGAAUUGAUAAACCAUUUGUUAACCAGCUUUCCUGGGAUAUUGAAGACGGAUUUAAUUUUCUGUGAGCCCACUUGUUGUGGUCUGUCCUUUAAUGACACUCCAUAACAAAUAUAAAGAUUUACUAUGCACAUGAUAAAUGUUAUUAAUAGUACCUCAAGCCAAGAAAGUGAGCUUUGCCAUAUAUGAACAAAAGUUAAAUGCAUUUCCAUACUACUAUAGUAUUUUAGCUGUGACUUUUCAUCUGUAACCAAGCUUUCUCAUUUAACUGCUUUGGUUUUCUUAAAACCAUAAUUCUGGAUCGACCUUGUUGUUUUAUUGUCCACAAACCUUUAAAUGAAAAUAUUGUGUUUAGAGUGCUAGAGUAGGUCAUUGGCUUCAUCGUUUAUCCUCUGAUGGUCCCACGACUGGUGGUAGAGAGUGGGCUAAUUUCUUUCCAUUAGUACUACAGUAUCUGUAAAUUGAUACCCUGUAUGGUAAUUUGUUUCUGACUGUCAGAAGUAAGGUCAUCUGAUUUAUAGAGGAUUAUAAAACAGGAGUUUUUGAAAAGUCUUAUUUUAUACAUACAUAUUAUAUGGAGAAACAUGUUUUUAAUAAAUGUUUCACUGACCCAAAUAAUUUUAAAGUAAUUAAUAUGUUACAUAUAUCUUUAAAAAAAAAAAGUAAUUGUAGCAGGUGAUCUGUAAAUGACUUUAAAAGCUAUUUUAGUAAUUUAAAUAAAUUUACUUUCUUGGUUUGUACUCCCUGUAUGCGUUAUAAAUUUCUUGAUUUAUAAACCCUUUUUUUCUUUAA
Messenger RNA from Galeopterus variegatus (Sunda flying lemur), 3586 nucleotides. It is a transcript of the gene TOR1AIP1, whose product is annotated as torsin A interacting protein 1. The record is from RefSeq and is a predicted model, not a curated record. Gene Ontology annotation, biological process: nuclear membrane organization. Gene Ontology annotation, molecular function: ATPase activator activity. Gene Ontology annotation, cellular component: nuclear membrane. Lineage: Eukaryota; Metazoa; Chordata; Mammalia; Dermoptera; Cynocephalidae. The transcript has 13 exons. Bases 10 to 1923 code for a protein of 637 amino acids.